AUGACUAUUCAAAUGAAGACCUCUAAACGACUCUUAUUACCACUGUCUACACUGACACCAGCGACUACAAUUUCCGAAGUAGCAUUUUUCGCCUACAUGUCACAACCCUUGAAAAACCCAAGUGGACAACAUAUUUUAAAAUUUGAUGUUUUAAAGCUUAAUGUUGGAAACGCCUACCAUCUACACACUGGAGUUUUUAAUCCACCAACUUCGGGUAUUUACGUCAUGGCUUGGAGUUUACGGACAAGAAUAACCGAAAGACAUUCCACUGAACUUGUAGUUAACAGCGAUGUUUAUUCGUCAAUGUAUUCAUAUUCACAUAAUGACGACGACCAACACAACACAGGAAUUGUUGUAGUUCAUGCGAACAAUGGUGAUGAUAUCUACGUGCGUAUCAAAAUGGACAAGCAUGUUGGCGACAUAUGGAGCGAUGCUUAUGGAAGAUCAACAUUUGCUGGAUGGAAAAUAUAA
Mytilus californianus (California mussel) is the source of this 471-nucleotide messenger RNA. RefSeq names its product complement C1q-like protein 4. The transcript is spliced from 2 exons. NCBI's taxonomy places the organism in Eukaryota, Metazoa, Mollusca, Bivalvia, Mytilida, Mytilidae. Bases 1 to 471 code for a protein of 156 amino acids. The record is from RefSeq and is a predicted model, not a curated record. Gene Ontology annotation, molecular function: protein binding.